UCUCUCUCUCUCGCUCUCUCUCUCGCACCACCUCGCCAGGACCGAAGGCUAGAGUGUGGUCACUUGUGGAGGUGGCAAGUCGUGAGAAUGGCUGUGGUCAACAGAGCUGUUGUCGACGGAAUUGAGCUCGAGCGGUGGUCGUCGAGCGGAAAGAAGGUCGAUGCGAGCAGAGUGACGCAAGCCUUUUGGACGAGUUUACCCUCGCGGAGCGGACAUUGAUCAGCAAGCCAUCAGAGGUGGGCAAGGAGACGCUCAAGUUUGAGUUCAAGUAUCUUGACAUCUUGUUAGCUGGAGGAUUUGAGCGAAUGGAAGCGUGGCGGAUGCGAUUUCCGCACGCGGCAUCCAAGGUAUCGGCCAUGAGACCUGCCCCGUUCUACCUCCACCUCUUCCACACGCCCGACAACUCGAUCGGCUUGGCGGUAGAGCUGGUGUCGGUUCGGAUUUGGCCCGGACUGGAAGGCAACGCUCCGCUGAUUCUAGUCCGGUACUUGAGCAUAGCAAGUGAGGAUGAGCACGGUGCCAAGGCCGAGGCGAUCCAAGACGCAGUGUUGCGGUCUUUCUCGCGGCCGUCGACGACGGUCGCGUCGGCAGAGAACAUCCUCGGGUUGGUGCGGCUGCUGCAAGCCAAUGGUGCGCUGGUGAGUGAGGAGACGAGAGCAGAGAUGAUGGAUGGUGUAAGCGGCGAGUGGGCACCGUCGUUUGUGGCGCCGGGCGAGGUGAGCGCAGCGAGGUCAGCCCUACCUUCAGAGGCAGCGACCGAGGCCUCGACAAGUAGCGAAGUCAAGACAACAACUGCAGCCGACAGCAUCGACAGCGGCAGCAGCGUGACAGACACGGUGUGUGCAGUUGACUUGGGGCGGCCGACGGGCGAUGAGCCUCUGGCGUCGUGCUCGGUGUGUGGAAAGAAGCCAUCGAACUUGCGGUGUGCACGGUGCAAGGACAUAGUCUACUGCACGCGCAAGUGCCAGAAGAGCGAUGCCGAGACGCACAAGAAGGUCUGCGCGCCAUUCCUCGCGGGGUCAAAUAUGCUGAAUAUCAAGCUCGACCCGUCCUUGCCGCUGCCUUUGGGCAUCACCAACGUGAAGAUGGCGGUCAGGUAUCGGCUGAGGGCGCAUCGGCGGCAGCCGACGGGGCGUUUAUAAUAGUAGUCGACGCCUCGGGCUUUCUGCACAUUGCAGUCCGCCCGCAAGACUGUACCGAUACCAGGAGGCUCGAUGCAGCGCUCUCGCUGGUCUCAUCGGUCGGUGAUGGCGAAACGGCGUACCUUUACGGCUUUGUCCACAACUCGAUGCUCACGCUUUGCGUCACCGAGCUCGCGAGUGUGGAAGAAUGGUAAAGUAUGUG
Thecamonas trahens ATCC 50062 is the source of this 1344-nucleotide messenger RNA. RefSeq lists its product as uncharacterized. The coding region runs from base 306 to 1142 and encodes 278 amino acids. The transcript has a single exon. NCBI's taxonomy places the organism in Eukaryota, Apusomonadida, Apusomonadidae. The record is from RefSeq and is a predicted model, not a curated record.